Molecule: messenger RNA, 2743 nt
Organism: Anopheles darlingi
Lineage: Eukaryota; Metazoa; Arthropoda; Insecta; Diptera; Culicidae
Product: PITH domain-containing protein GA19395
Exons: 6
Coding region: 1236-1868 (210 amino acids)
Cellular component (GO): nucleus
Source: RefSeq, a predicted model, not a curated record
CUACGAGAGAAAACCCUUUUGUCCUCGUUUCCGAAAACCCCAAGAGUUUGCCUUGAUUCCUACAAUCGUCCUGAUUGUGCUGUAACGUGUGGUUCGCAUUUCGCACCGUGCAGGAAAGUGGUCAAUAAAAUAAACCCCAGUUUAACCUUUUAGCGACAUUCAAAAAUGAGCUGCAGUGAUAUAUGGAAGACGGAAAUGAAUCCUGCGAAUGAUGAUGAAGAUUUGAUAACUAACGUAGCAGAGUAAAUCGAACAGGAAGAGGCCGAGAAACUGAAUGUCAAGCAAAAGAAUGAGCUGCUAAGCCUAGAACCCUGUAUUUUUGCUUUGGACAACUCUGUGUGGACGAGUGAACGAAUGCCAUAUGAUCAAGGCAACACUACUCUCGUCGGUCACAAGGUAGCUCGGUCCGGGUUACUCUAUAUCUCGACGCUGAUAUUAUCGUAACGAUGACCAGAAUACAGGAAUGAGCGUCAAGCUUGAACAGAGCAACUACGCGCACGAUGACGAUGCAAAUCCGAGGGAUGAAACCGAAAUUAAGGCCCUGUUUGGCAUUCUGAUUAUAGCGACUCCCUUGAGGUCGGCCAGAUAGCACGUCGAUUAUCUGUUCGACGGUAAACGAGAUAUGGGCAUGGAGGUCGUCUAUUUUGCGAUGUCGGUACACCGGUUUGGAUUUCUCCCAAGGACACUACAGUUGGACGAUUGAUCCAUUCCGUACACGUGCAACCUAGAAUCCGGACAACCAUAAUCGUCAAUUUUCCGUCUUACUGGAUUGAUGAAGCGGCCGCGAAAGCGGAAGCGGAAGCGGAAGGUUAACAUGCAACGAUCAAGUCCACCGAUGCGAAACAGAAAACGGACGAGACGGCAACCGGAGCGCAGGCGAGACAAUCCGCAUCGAAUAGUAACGGUAACACCGGUAACAGCGAACCAUCGGCCACCGGUACGCUGGCCCGGGUAUUGCCACCACCAGUCCGGGACGAACCGAAACCAUUAAUAUAAUCAAUGUUAAUAAGAGUGCGUAUGUGCCGCCAUAGUGCCGCAGUUGAUGAAAUCGAAAUAGUGGAUGACACGCACACCAGGGCGAUAUGUCUCGCAUACCAAUGCGUUUGGUUUCGCGAUGAAUAAGCCGUUCCUGAAAAAUUGCAGAGGUGGAAAGCCAAGCAAUCGGAAAACUUCCAACAAAUUAAAUUAAACAGGGCAGAGAACCUUCCGCUGGACUGUGAAGAGAAGAAUAUAUAAUGCCUCACGGACAUUCUCACGGCAAUAGCUGCGAACAUGCGGCUAUUGGUAUUGAUAAUGAACUGGAAAUGGGGAUUCAAUACAGUUUAUACCAAAAAAUUGAUAUGGCGAAUAUUGAAUGUUUGAAUGAGGAAAUCGAAGGCUCCGGCAAGACUGUUUUCAAAGCCUAUCAUGAUAGACUAAGCGACGACAAGUUUGUAACGAGUGAUGCUGAUGAAGAGCUCUUGUUCAACAUUCCCUUCACAGGAAAUGUAAAAUUAAAGGGAAUCAUAAUUAUUGGCGGCGAUAAUGGAUCAAGCCCCAAAACCAUGCGGCUGUACAAAAACCGCCAGAAAAUGACAUUUGAUGAUUUAUCGGCCCCGGCUGAUCAAGAAAUCUCGCUGGCCGAUGAUACCAACGGAGUAGUAGAAUACGCGACCAAAGUGGUAACGUUUGCAAAUGUGCACCAUCUAUCGUUGCACAUCUCAUCUAAUUUUGGCAAUGACCAAACGAAAGUGUACUACAUCGGGUUGAAAGGCGAAUUCAGCGAAGCACAUCAUCAUGGAGUAACAAUCUGCACUUACGAAUCCCGCCCAAAUGUUUCUGAUCACAAAGGAAGCCUUUUUGAUGCAGUGAACCAUCAUGUUCAGUAAUUAGAACAAUAAACGAAGAAUGAAACCAAAAAUUCAAGAUGCCGACAAAACAUCAAAAAUCAAAUGUUGAAAAUUAUUGGAGGACAGCAUCUAGCAAACAUUCAAUGCAAUAAUUACAUUGUCUAAAAAAAUUUGCAAUACAUCCAGAAGUGCGAAGAUUUUGGCGUACCGAUCCUGGCGCAGCAUACACGGUGGCGAUCCAUCUCUCAAUCGGAUGCAUAAAUUUUUAUUGAUAUUCCAGAUAGCCGGAGUGGAAGUGGAAGGCUGAAAUUGAGAAAAUACAUUGAAGCAAAAAGGACUAAACCAUGGAUGUAGGUUUUGAAGGUUGAUAAUAUUCUAGAACAAUGAGGAUUCCACUUAAAAAAGUUUGUUUUUUCAUUUAUUUUUUGAAUAACAUUUCUACGCAACGUCAGGAAUCGGAAUCAUCAAACAUUGCUUUCUCCGACUGAUUGUUAAUUUUUUUGAAUAUGCAGUUUUGGCGGUAAUGUUAUGUCUGAUAUGUUUCCAUUUUGUAUUCCAAGUAAGCGAAUGUGUUACCACUUUCACUUCUUUGGUCAAAGUUGAACAGGAAUGAAAUUUUAAUUUUUAACAUAGAAGUAAGGUGCAUCGGCCCUUUCAUUUGGAAGUCAGAGUUAUAAAUAAUUACUGAUGGGUUGCCGUACCUACCCUAUGCUUUACUGUUACUCACAUACCUUAACUUAAUGAGAUUCCGGAAAUUAAUGUUACGGUUACUAAUUGCAGCUCGGUUGAGCAUAAACUCAUACAUAAUUUGUUUUUUCUUUUCUGGAUAAGGAAGCCGCUUUAGCUUAUGUUUCUCCGUUCAACAUAUCCUUUUCCUAUUGUUAACCCAGUUCAUAUAUAACGCUGCUGGCGUA